CCAUGGCGCCCGCCGCCCUCUGGGCCGCGCUGGCCGUCGGACUGCAGCUCUGGGGCGCGGGGCACGCCGUGCCGGCCCAGGUUGCGUCGCUCCCCUAUGCUCCGGAGCCUGGAAGCACAUGCCGGCUCACAGAGUACUUCGACCAGAGGGCCAAGAUGUGCUGCAGCAUGUGUCCGCCGGGCUCCCAUGCACGAUCGUUCUGCACCAAGACCUCAGAUACCGUGUGUGCCCGCUGUGAGAACAGCACAUACACCCAGCUCUGGAACUGGGUUCCCGAGUGCUUGAGCUGUGGCUCCCGCUGCAGCACUGACCAAGUGGAGACUCAAGCCUGCACUCGGGAGCAGAACCGGGUCUGCACCUGCAAGCCGGGCUGGUACUGCACGCUGAGGAGGCAGGACGGCUGCCGGCUGUGCACGCCGCUGCGCAGGUGCCGCCCGGGCUUCGGCAUGGCCAAACCAGGAACUGCAACGUCAGAUGUGGUGUGCACUCCCUGUGCCCCAGGGACGUUCUCCAGCACAACAUCAUCCACAGACACUUGCAGGCCCCACCGGAUCUGUAGUUCUGUGGCCACCCCUGGCAACGCCAGCAUGGAUGCAGUCUGCACUUCUGUGCCCCCCACCCUGGGAACGGCCCCACGCCCAGCCUCCACAUCCCAGCCAGGGCCCACGCAGUUCCAGCGUGGGGAGCCAACUCCAGGGCCCAGCACGGCUCCCAGCACCUCCGUUCUGUUCCCGAUGGUUCCAAGCCCCCCCACUGAAGGGCUCAGCACAGGCGACAUCUCUCUUCCCAUUGGACUGAUUGUCGGUGUGACAGCCUUGGGUCUGCUGAUAAUAGGGCUGGUGAACUGUGUCAUCAUGACCCAGAAAAAGAAGAAGCCCUUCUGCCUACAAGGAGAAGCCAAAGUGCCUCACCGGCCUGCUGAUAAGGCCCGAGGCGCCCCGGGCCCCGAGCAACAGCACCUGCUGACCACCGCCCCCAGCUCCAGCAGCAGCUCCCUGGAGAGCUCAGCCGGCACCGCAGACAGGAGGGCGCCUGCCAGGACCCAGCCGCCGGCGGCAGGCGCGGAGAAGGCCAGUGGGUCCAGGGAGGCCCAGGCCAGCUCCAGCAGCUCAGCAGAGCCUUCUGGUAGCCACGGGACCCAGGUCAACGUCACCUGCAUCGUGAAUGUGUGCAGUGGUUCCGACCACGGUGCUCAGUGUGCCUCCCAGGCCAACUACGCAACGGGGGACGUGGACGCCAGCCCUUCCGGCUCCCCAGAUGACGAGCAGGUCCCCUUCUCCAAGGAAGAAUGCCCUUUUCACUCCCAGCCAGGGGCUCCAGAGACUCUGUUGGAGACCCCAGAGGACAAGCCCCUGCCCCUUGGUGUGCCUGACGCUGGGAUGAAGUCCAGUUAG
Molecule: messenger RNA, 1394 nt
Organism: Odobenus rosmarus divergens (Pacific walrus)
Lineage: Eukaryota; Metazoa; Chordata; Mammalia; Carnivora; Odobenidae
Gene: TNFRSF1B
Product: tumor necrosis factor receptor superfamily, member 1B
Exons: 10
Coding region: 3-1394 (463 amino acids)
Biological process (GO): positive regulation of oligodendrocyte differentiation; regulation of T cell cytokine production; extrinsic apoptotic signaling pathway
Cellular component (GO): membrane
Molecular function (GO): tumor necrosis factor binding; tumor necrosis factor receptor activity
Source: RefSeq, a predicted model, not a curated record